AGAGUAGUCAGCUGUCUGCAAAGCAUUCUACAUGGUUUAAAUAUAUAAAUUGGUGCAAUUUUAUUAUGGCUUUUGAGCCUAAAUUGAAACCUGAGGAAAGUCCAUUUAGGUUCAUCGAUGAAAGUGCUGUAAACAGCCGGGUUGCAAGCAGAGCCGGAAGCAGGGACUUUCUGGAAAGCGAUAAUGAUUUAAUAGACGAAAACUGUAAAGGUUCUAUCGGUAAAGGUGAAAAAGGAAGACGACAUGGAAGGAAUAUAUCGUGUAGAACAGCAUUUUACGUACUGGUGGUCCUUUUAUCAUCUAUUAUAGCAGGUAUCAAUGCUGGUCUUCUGGCUCCUGCUCUCCUCGAUCUCUCCGCUCAAGUCAAUGCGUCAGUUUAUGAUACAUCAAAGGUAUUCAUUUGGCGCGGAGGAGCAUCCAUUUUGGCCAGCGUAGUAUUUGGGCUAUUAUUGGAUUGCUUACAUUAUCCUUUAGUGUUGGCAAUAACUCUUUUAAUCCAAGGAGGAAGCGUUAUAGCUUCGGGAUGGUGGAAGAACCUUCUAGGAAUGUGUGCCCUACAGGGUUUGGCUGGUUUCUGCAAUGGGGGUUUAUGUACUGGUAAUAUAAUGUUGGGUCUACGCCUCUUCGGUAAGAAAUCAAAGGAAAUGAUUCAAGCAGUAAACGUUGCAUUUUUAUUUGGUUUGGGAAUAAUUCCCUUUAUUGUCGAGCCAUUUGUUUCGCAAAUAUCGAAUAAGUACAAUCAAGAAACCAACUCAACUAAAUGUCCAAUAAAAUAUUUCAAUAUUUCGUCGAAUACCAGUGGAAUAAGCCAACCGCAGGAGUCGAGGAUACCUUAUGCCUUCUUCAUCACUGGAUUAUUAACUUCGUUACUAUUUAUUCCUUUCUCUAUUUUGUUUUGUCUAAGCGAAUUUCAAAUACUGAGGAGAAAGAAAGGCGUAAUUGACAAAAAACCUGGUGAAAGAAAGGAUGAUUCAUGGAAUGUUUACAAGGCCUUUAGCCUUUUCUUUAUAUCAUGCCUAUUGGCUUUAGGAGGAAGUUUCGACUAUAGUUUCUCCGCUCUUUUCAUGCACGUUUUGGUCAAUCAUCUGUGCUGGGAUAAGGAAUUGAGUACCAUAGUACUAGGCGUUUAUCAAAUGUCUAAAGUGAUAUUUAAUUUUUUCUCCAUAUUCGCUGUAAGGUGCAUAAAACCUUCGAAACUCGUUCUCAUUGAUUUCCUAAUUAUGCUUCCAUCCGCUGGAAUAUUGACUCUUGCCCUCGAAAGAUGGCCGUUUAUACCAUGGCUUUGCUCAGUUUUGUUUGCUUUUGGUAUGUCGAAUCUAUAUUCCUCUCUAAUGUCAUUCGAGGAUACGGGCUUACCAAAAUCUGGAAAAGUUGCAGGAGUCUAUAACAUUGCUGUUUGUACUGGAAUGAUGAUAAUGCCACCGAUAGCAGCUCUUAUCCUAGCUGAUUUUGGAAUGUUCAUGUUCAAGCUAACGUAUUUGGCCAUAGUUUCAUUAUUUUUCGUUUUCUACCUGGCUGUGAAGAUCGUUUUGUACUUUCAGAAUAGAAAAUAUAGGCUUAUACGAACUGUAAAAGACGCUAAUAGUUAGGUCUAAAUGUUUUAUCCAUGAAAAUUAAUUGUGUUUUUGUAUAUAAUGAAAGUGACGAGAAAGAAAUUUUUCACUUAGAUGUUCAAUGUAAAAAUAUAGACCAAGAAUUUUACACGAAAGAUAUACUGUAUAUAAUAUGCUAAUAUAUAAAAACAACAAAGCAAAGGUAAAUAUAUAACUUUACAGAUUAAUAAUAAAGC
Messenger RNA from Dimorphilus gyrociliatus, 1789 nucleotides. Lineage: Eukaryota; Metazoa; Annelida; Polychaeta; Dinophilidae. The record is from the annotation of a GenBank genome assembly.